Aspergillus tanneri is the source of this 399-nucleotide messenger RNA. RefSeq names its product DUF3237 domain-containing protein. The record is from RefSeq and is a predicted model, not a curated record. The transcript is spliced from 5 exons. Bases 1 to 399 code for a protein of 132 amino acids. NCBI's taxonomy places the organism in Eukaryota, Fungi, Ascomycota, Eurotiomycetes, Eurotiales, Aspergillaceae.
AUGACCGGGGGAACUGUCACGAGCGAAUCAUCCUUCUCUCCCGCUCUCGAGGCGGAAUUCGUCGGCGUGGGAAAUGAUUAUAUCCAUGCGGACGCGGAUGGAAAGCAUCUACGGCUGGAUGCGCAUAGUGUUCUGAAGACCCACGACGGUGCCCUCAUCUAUGUGAACUACACCGGUGUUGUUGCCUUGAGUCCUGCAGAGAAGGCUGUUUUCGCUGGAACUGCGGGUGAGGGGUCCACGCCGUGGGGGAAUGCUUUCACACAUUUUACUUUUGAGACCGGGGAUGAACGCUACAAGGAGCUGGAACAUAGUGUCUUCGUGGGACAGGGUCGGUUCAAUGUUCAGAAUGAUAAGUCAGUUGUUGUGGAGUAUCGGGUUGGACAGCUCAUUCAUGGUUGA